GCGCGAGAGCUUUCUCCCACCUCCCAGAAGUGGGCCAGGCAGAGAUGACAUGUAAAAAAAAAAACAAAACAAAGAGCCCCCAAUGCAAUCAAACCUCCAAACCGGCACGCCGCAGGGGAGCCGGGCACGGGAAGGUUUCUCCAAGGAGGCCCCUAAGGCCCGGGGCCCGUGGGGAGAGGCGGUGCGGGCGGUGCGGGGCGGUGCGCGCCUCCCGGGGAGCGCGGCGCGGCGGGAGCGGCGCGGCCGGGCGGGCCAUGGGCGCUGAGACGGGCGGCCCGCGGGACACCGCGCCGGGCCAGCAGCUCCGCGCCCUCUUCUACGCGCUGCCCCCCGGAGAGAGCUCCUUCCGCACGGUGGAGGAGGUGCCCGACUACGUGGAGAAGAGUAUUCCAUUCUUCAUUACUUUUAUUGGGCUGGAGUUUGCUGUCAGCUGGAUUCAGAAGCGUAAGCUGCCGGGUCGGAUCAAUGAUGGCAUAAGUUCUCUUUCCUUAGGUAUUCUGUCCCGACUACCAGAUGUUUUAUUCAGAAGUAUUGAGUUAAUGAGUUACAUAUACGUAUGGGAUAACUACAGACUCUUUGAACUGCCCUGGGACUCACCAUGGACAUGGUAUUUGACACUUCUGGGAGUGGACUUUGCAUACUACUGCUUUCAUCGCAUGAGCCAUGAGGUUAAUAUACUGUGGGCUGCACACCAAGUACACCAUAGUUCAGAAGAUUACAACUUAUUCACAGCCUUGAGACAAUCUGUAGUGCAGAAAUACACCUCCUGGAUGUUCAACUUGCCAAUGGCUUUUUUCAUUCCCCCUUCGGUGUUUGCUGUUCAUUUACAGUUUAAUCUACUUUACCAGUUUUGGAUACAUACAGAGGUUAUCAACAAACUUGGGCCUCUGGAAUGGAUACUUAAUACUCCCAGUCAUCACAGAGUUCAUCAUGGUAGAAAUCCUUACUGCAUUGACAAAAAUUAUGGUGGCACACUCAUUAUCUGGGACAGGAUAUUUGGAACAUUUGAGGCUGAAGAUGCGAAAGUUGUAUAUGGCUUAACACAUCCAGUAAAUUCAUUUGAUCCCAUCAUGCUCCAGUUACGUCCCUUGGCUCAUAUUUGGAACACGUUUUGGGCCACACCUGGAUUCUGCAAUAAGCUUUCUGUCAUAUUCAAAGGGCCAGGCUGGGGACCAGGCAAACCUAGACUUGGCCUUCCUGAGGAAAUCCCAGUGAUCACUGGAAAAGAAGUUCCCUUCAAUCCACAUGUACCAGCUUAUCUUAAUUGCUAUGCACUUGUACAUUUUGCUGUAAUAGUGGACUUGUACACCGAACUUCUUGCUUCUAUUACUAUACUAUCACAGGGAACAGUCCUCCUGAGAAUUGGCUUUAUCAUUCUGUCCCUGGUGUCUUUUGGCCUGCUUAUGGAGAACAAGUCCAAAGCAGGAAUUUUGGAAAUCAUCCGCUGUUUGAUCUUCGUAGGUGUUUACAAACUUGGCUACUUUAGGAGUCAGUUUUCCUUCUUGAGCGAUGCAUAUGAGGUCUUGUUUUUCCUCUGUGCUGCAUUCUGGGGAAUCCGAAUUAUGAAGCGGAUCACUUCAAUGAAAGAUAAACACCACUGA
Cinclus cinclus is the source of this 1601-nucleotide messenger RNA. It is a transcript of the gene AGMO, whose product is annotated as alkylglycerol monooxygenase. Gene Ontology annotation, biological process: lipid biosynthetic process. Gene Ontology annotation, cellular component: endoplasmic reticulum. The transcript has 13 exons. Bases 45 to 1601 code for a protein of 518 amino acids. Lineage: Eukaryota; Metazoa; Chordata; Aves; Passeriformes; Cinclidae. Gene Ontology annotation, molecular function: iron ion binding; oxidoreductase activity. The record is from RefSeq and is a predicted model, not a curated record.